Molecule: messenger RNA, 10547 nt
Organism: Monodelphis domestica (gray short-tailed opossum)
Lineage: Eukaryota; Metazoa; Chordata; Mammalia; Didelphimorphia; Didelphidae
Source: RefSeq, a predicted model, not a curated record
UGGUCUGGGUGUAGGGGCUUUCUUUUCGAGGGACACGACUACUUCCCCUUACAACCCGAUUUCCCUUCUAUGUGACUCUAAUCAGUUGGAAAAAAGAAACAGGCGACAUUGGAGAGAUCUGCCUCCACUUGGAGUAUUUCAAGGAAAAAGUCUUGGGGAAGGGGGAGGAAACUCCUGAAUUAGCUACCUAAGCCAAAUGCAGCUAAAUGGUGGAGCAGAUAUUCCAGAAUGCCCUUUCUGCUAAAAAUUAAAUAAAAUAAUUGCACUGCACCUCAUAGAAUAGACUGGGUAGAAGAUUGCUAUUUUUGCAAAAGCAAGCUACAAAAUUACUAUCCUUACAAAAAGUCUUCUGGAAAAAAUUUUCAUGUUACUAAGUUACCAGAGGAAUAACCUUUCUUGAUUUAUUGCAACUGCAUGAAGAGAAUAAUUGAUAUCUUAAAACAAGACAGCUAAUUUUUCUAGCAAAUUGGUAUUUCAUAAAAUUCAUGAGAUGAUCAUCAGAGGGGAAAAAAACCAAUAACUGAAGUCAGUGUAUGUCAAGAUGACCUCUGAAGAAAUGGUAGCUUCUGUUUUUGUUCCUGUGACACAGAAGAAAGUGAUAGCUGCUCAUUCAGCUACAGAUGAAAAUAGUGAAAAUGCCUCAGACAUCAGUGUUAUAAAAAAUACUAAAAAACCAAACAAAGAAAUCCCUCGUACUCUCUCAUGCUUAAACAGAUUUAGAGAAGGGCAUAUUGAAAGUUCAUUGCCCAAGCUUUUUUCUGUGUCAGAUAAAGAACCAAUUAGUGAUAAAAAUAAUGAUGAAGACUUUGAGGAGAAAAGUGUGCUGGAUUCAAUGAAAUAUAGUAACAUUAACUGUAAUAACUUAAUUAAAAAAUGCCAGAGUUCACAUACCCAGUUCUAUAAAUCAUGUGUCUCUAUAUCAGAAGAUAACUUAUGUUUGAAUACUGGAAUUUCACCCUCACUGGAAAGAAACAUGUUUUCUGGAAUUAAACUGGAAGUAAAUGAACCUUCAGAAGAAACAAAUCCAAUAAGAAGUCAAUCAGCUAGUAUAUUGGCUAGCCAAGAUCAUACCAAUAGCAUGGCUAUAUUUUGUUUUCAUUGUGCAGCUGAGAGAAAUGUAUCAAAGACUUUAUGUACCAUAUCUGAUGGUUUAAUUUUAGAUGAUUGUGUCAACUGUGUACAACUACCAAAUACUGGAGAUGAUGGAAAGGGCAACUACUCGGCAUAUACUUGUAGUUUAAUGAAACUGGCAAAUGACUAUAACAGUGAGAAUGGACUGAAGAUAUGUGAUAAUUGUGAAACCUUAAGUGAUCAAUAUUUAUGCUUAGAGAGAUCUUGCCAGAAGGUUAAAAUGGUAUCUUCAAAUCAAACCUGUGGUGAUAAUUUUCCUGGAAGAAUUCCCACUAAGGCUUUUUUGAGUCAUUUGGAAGAUUGUACUACUGAUCAUUUUGAAGAAGACAUGGAGGAAGAUUGUUUUAAAAACAAAAAGGAGAGGUCUACUUUGUUAAUUAGAAGAUUUUGCAAAAAUGAUAGGGAAGUUAAGAAAUCCGUUUAUACUGGAACCAGAGCAAUUAUGAGAACCCUACCUUCUGGGCACAUAGGGCCUGGAGCUUGGAGUUAUAUUGAACAGAAAAGAAAUCAUGGCUUUAAGAAGUUCAGCAACUCAGCAGAGCAUAUAGCCACAGUACAGAUUAGGCAAGAUUUGAAUCUCUGCCUUGGAAAAUCCCAUUGGCAUCUGAUCAACAACACAGAGAGAAGGGGAGAAGAAACAGAAGGCACUCUUGGAUCAUUUCUUCAUUUCUUCAGAAAUACUAUAAUCUUAGAUGCUAUUCAUGGACAUAUUGGUACUGGUCCAUGCUUGAAACAAUGGGUUCAAGAUACAGCAUGUGAAUACCGAGCCACACUUCAAAGGACUUCAAUUUCGCAGUAUAUCACUGGCUCUCUGUUAGAGGCAACUACAUCUCUGGGUGCAAGAAGUAGCCUUUUACAUACUUUUGGAGGAUCAGUAGGAAGAACAAUGUUGAAAGAACGUCAACCAUGCACCUCCGUGGCUGGUUCAAUGAACCUCCCUUCCAGUGUGGCUGGUCUCAGUAACGAGCUCAUAGAACUUCAACACCUCAUUCAGUUCCCCGAGGAAGUUGCUUGUAUUCUGACUGAACAGGAGCAGAGCAUCUACCGACAAGUCUUACCUGUGGAUUACCUUUGCUUCUUAACCAGGGCCUUGGGAAAUGAAGAAUGCCAGAGGCAACUUCCCUGCCUCAAGGCAUCAGUGUCGGCCUCUCUCCUGACCUCCCCAAAUGGCGAGCACAAUGCUCUGGAGGAUCUUGUAACAAGGUUUAAUGAGGUGAGCUCUUGGGUGACAUGGCUGAUACUCACAGCAGGCACCAUGGAAGAAAAACGAGAAGUCUUCUCAUAUUUAGUACACAUUGCAAAAUGCUGCUGGAAUAUGGGCAACUAUAAUGCUGUUAUGGAAUUCUUGGCUGGUCUCAGGUCAAGGAAAGUCUUAAAGAUGUGGCAGUUCAUGGACCAGUCUGACAUUGAAACCAUGAGAAGUCUGAAGGAUGCCAUGGCUCAACAUGAAUCUUCCUCUGAAUAUAGGAAAGUGGUGAACCGGGCUCUGAAUAUCCCUGGCUGUAAAGUAGUUCCUUUUUGUGGUGUGUUUUUAAAGGAACUUUGUGAAAUUCUAGAUGGAACAUCUGGAUUUAUGAAACUUUGUCCACGUUAUAACUCACAAGAUGAGACUUUAGAGUUUGUAGCUGAUUACAAUGGACAAGAUAAUUUCUUACAACGAGUAGGGCAAAAUGGCUUAAACAAUCCAGAGAAGGAGUCCACUGUCAACAGCAUUUUUCAAAUUAUCCGAAGCUGCAAUCGAAGUCUGGAACCUGAAGAAGAAGAUAAUUUUAGUGAAGGCGACAAUUCAAGGAAAAACUCCUUAAAGGAUAAAACUCGAUUACAAUUCUCGAUCGGAGAGCUGUCUGAUUCAGAAAACGAUCAUUUUGAGCCGGCGAAAGAAUGGGAUUUCCGUGCAGCAGAAGAAGAGCAGAAAGCUUUCCACCACGGAACAGAACUGAUUCCCUGGUAUGUGUUGUCUAUCAGGGCCGACGUCCAUCAGUUCCUCCUCCAAGGAGCCACCGUCAUUCACUAUGACCAGGACACACAUCUCUCAGCACGCUGUUUUCUUCGGCUGCAGCCGGAUAAUAGUACCUUAUCCUGGGCCAAACCGACGACUGCCUCGGCGGCUGUGACGAAAGCCAAGCUGAGCGUCUCCGGAAUCCCAGCGGAGCCUGGCAGACUUCCGUCGCCCGGCAAUACUGGAUUAAAUGGAUUGGUGGAAGGGUUCUUGGAUUUGUUUUCAGCCAAGGCCGUGUACAUGGGACAUCCUGGCAUCGAUAUGCACGCGGUGUGUGUUCAAAACAAACUCAGUAACAUGUCCGUGUCCGAGAACAGCGUGACGCUGCUUUAUGGGCUCCAGACGACCGAUAAUAGAUUAUUACACUUUGUGGCCCCGAAACACACCGCCAAGAUGGUAUAUGAGGGCUUGUUGGAAUUAACAAAAGCUGUUCGAAAAAUGAGGAAAUUUCCUGACCAGCGACAGCAGUGGCUGAGGAAGCAAUAUGUCAGCCUCUAUCAGGAGGACGGGAGAUUCGAAGGUCCGACGUUAGCUCACGCGAUUGAGCUCUUUGGUGGCAGACGCUGGACGACGCGAAACACGAGCCCUUCGACGCUCUCCAAAAGUGCCGAGAAGCCCACCGUCCAGAGGAACAACACCCUCGGGAUAAGCGCAAAUAAGAAAAAGAAGAAAAUCCUGCUGAGGGGGGAAAGUGGAGAGGUGACCGAUGAUGAGACGGCCGCAUGGAAGGCAAAAAUGUAUAAGGAGUGUCGUGGCCGCAGUGGUUCAGAUCCCCAAGACCUUAACGAGCAAGAAGAAGCAGAUCCAAACGGUCCUAGUCCUGCCACCAAUCCGCCCUCCAGAAGAGCUCGCUCCUUGACUCCGGCCGGCUGUGCCGCCGCCCUGCCCGCCCCCGUCAGACCGCUCUCCUCUCCCAUCCUGUCGCCUUCCAACAGGAGUCAGCCCAAUACAUGGAGCAGCAGUAGUUGGCAUGGCCGAGUGAAAGGUGGACUGAAAGGAUUUCAAAAUUUCAUGGUUUCGGAUAGUAGCAUGAGUUUUGUUGAAUUUGUAGAGCUCUUCAAAUCGUUCAGUGUACGAAGUCGGAAGGACCUCAAGGAUCUGUUUGAUGUUUACGCUGUGCCCUGUAGUCGAUCAGGCUCUGAUUCUAUCCCGCUCUAUACAAACCUGAGAAUUGAUGAAAAUACCAGCGGCCUUCAGCCUGACUUGGAUUUGUUAACCAGAAACGUGUCCGAUUUGGGCUUGUUCAUUAAGACCAGGCAACAGCUCUCAGACAACCAGAGGCAGAUCUCGGACGCCAUCGCGGCUGCGAGCAUCGUGACCAACGGCUCUGGAAUAGAAAGCACCAGGCUCGGGGUCUGUGGAGUUGGCAUACUGCAGCUGAAUGACUUUUUAGUGAAUUGCCAAGGCGAGCACUACACUUACGACGACAUACUCAGCAUUAUUCAGAAGUUCGAGCCUAGCGUGAGUAUGUGUCAGCAAGGUCUAAUGUCGUUUGAAGGAUUUUCCAGGUUUCUGUUGGAUAAAGAUAAUUUUGCAUCACAAAAUGACGAAUCACAGGAGAAUGUUAAAGAAUUACAGUUCCCCCUCUCCUAUUAUUACAUUGAAUCUUCACACAAUACAUACCUCACAGGACAUCAGCUUAAAGGGGAAUCGUCAGUGGAGCUAUAUAGCCAGGUUCUCUUGCAAGGCUGUCGAAGUGUAGAACUAGACUGCUGGGAUGGUGAUGAUGGGAUGCCUAUUAUUUAUCACGGACAUACACUCACUACUAAGAUUCCCUUCAAGGAAGUCGUUGAAGCCAUUGAUCGCAGUGCCUUCAUCAACUCCGAUUUGCCCAUCAUAAUAUCUAUAGAAAAUCACUGUUCCUUGCCUCAGCAACGAAAAAUGGCAGAAAUUUUCAAGAAUGUAUUUGGAGAAAAACUGGUGGCCAAGUUUUUAUUCGAGAGUGAUUUCUCUGAUGAUCCGAUGCUUCCUUCACCUGACCAACUUCGGAGAAAAGUGCUUCUUAAAAACAAAAAGCUAAAAGCGCAUCAGACUCCAGUGGAUAUAUUAAAGCAAAAGGCUCAUCAGUUGGCAUCCAUGCAGACACAGACCAGCAAUGGCAGUAAUGCCAAUCCUACCCCAGCUAAUGAGGAAGAAGAAGAUGAGGAAGAUGAAUAUGAUUAUGACUAUGAAUCUCUUUCUGAUGACAAUAUUCUGGAAGACAGACCUGAAAGUAAAUCAGCAGGUGACAAACUACAGUUUGAGUACAAUGAAGAAAUUACCAAGAGGAUAAAGAAAACAGAGAGCUCUGUUGGCAACAAAGGAAAGGUGUAUGACAUGGAACUUGGUGAAGAAUUUUAUCUCCCACAGAAUAAAAAAGAAAGUAGACAAAUAGCCCCAGAGCUUUCUGACCUCGUCAUCUACUGCCAAGCUGUAAAAUUUCCAGGACUGUCAACUUUAAACCCAUCUGGCUCUAGCAGAGGAAAAGAAAGGAAAAGCAGGAAGUCCAUUUUUGGCAACAAUCCGGGCAGAUUAAGCCCUGGGGAGACAGCUGCAUAUGCCAAAACAUCUGGAAAAAGUGCCGGGGACGGCAUGCGGCAGCCCUGGGAAGAAGCGGGGGCGCUCAACAGCCCGCCGUCCCUCAGCGCGCUCAUUCGGACCCCGAAGUGUUACCACAUCUCCUCCCUGAACGAGAACGCAGCCAAGCGCCUGUGCCGCCGCUACUCCCAGAAGCUGAUCCGGCACACCGCCUGCCAGCUACUCCGCACCUACCCGGCCGCCACGCGCAUCGACUCUUCCAACCCCAGCCCGCUCCUGUUCUGGCUGCACGGCAUCCAGCUGGUGGCGCUCAACUACCAAACCGACGAUCUCCCCUUACAUUUAAACGCGGCCAUGUUUGAGGCGAAUGGUGGAUGUGGUUAUGUCCUGAAGCCCCCCAUCCUGUGGGACAAGAACUGUGCUCUGUACCAGCAGUUUUCUCCGUUGGAAAGAGAUCUGGAAAGCGUGGCCCCUGCGCUCUAUUCUUUAACUAUCGUCUCCGGUCAGAACGUCUGUCCUGGAAACAGCACGGGCAGUCCGUGCAUUGAAGUCGACGUCCUGGGAAUGCCGCUGGAUAGCUGCCACUUCCGCACGAAACCCAUUCAUCGGAAUACUCUGAAUCCCAUGUGGAAUGAGCAGUUUCUCUUCCGAGCUUAUUUGGAAGAUCUCCUGUUUCUUCGCUUUGCAGUUGUUGAAAACAACAGUUCAGCUGUAACGGCUCAAAGAAUCAUUCCGCUAAAGGCUUUAAAAAGAGGAUAUCGGCAUCUUCAGCUGAGAAACCUGCAUAACGAAGUCUUGGAAAUCUCCAGCUUGUUCCUCAACAGCAGGAGGAUGGAGGAGAACUCGAGCGGCGGCGUGGCGGCAUCUCUGAUGUUCAGCACGGAAGAGAGAAAAAGUCUGGAGACGCACAAGGUCACAGUCCAUGGGAUUCCAGGCCCUGAGCCUUUUGCUGUUUUCACAAUAAAUGAAGAGACUAAAGCAAAGCAACUUCUUCACCAAAUUUUGACUACUUCUCAAGGCUCCACACCAAUCAUCACAGACUGCUUUUUGAUGGAAGAAAAAUAUUUUAUAUCCAAAGAAAAAAAUGACUUCAGGAAACAGCCAUUUCAGAGAAUAAUCAGUCCAGAAGAAGAAAUUGUACAGAUUUUGAACAGCUGGUUCCCAGAAGAAGGUUAUGUUGGAAGGAUUAUUUUUAAAAUCCAGGAGGAACCCACUGAAGAGAAGAGCGUCUUCCAGGAGGAGAAGGAGGUGGCCCUGAGCUCAGAAGAGGAGAGCUUCUUCGUGCAAGUCCACGAGAUCUCCCCGGAGCAGCCCAGCACCGUCAUCAAAGCUCCUCGGGUCAGCACUGCCCAGGAGGUCAUCCAGCAGACCUUGUGCAAAGCCAAGUACUCUUACAGUAUUCUGAGCAACCCCAACCCCAGCGACUACGUGCUUCUGGAGGAGGUGCUCAAGGAGCCACCCAACAAGAAGUCCUCUACCGCCAAGUCUUCCCAGAGGAUCCUCGGCGACCAGGAAUGUGUGUUCCAGGCCCAGAGCAGGUGGAAGGGCGCUGGGAAGUUUAUUCUGAAGCUAAAGGAGCAUGUGCAGGCAGCUCGAGAUGAUAAAAGAAAAGGCAUUUCUUUUGCUAAUGAACUUAAGAAAUUCACCAAGUCAAGUAAGCAACUUCGAGGAUUCACAUCACCUUCUCAGCUUUCAGUACCAGAAAGUAUCCAGAUGAAGGAAGAAAAACCUGUGGGCAGCUUCUCUUCUAAUGACAUGAUGGACCCAUAACUACCUUCAGUAAAUUCUAUCCAGGUGCCGGAGGUGUUGGGCGUUUCCCAGCAGACUGUUUGGAGCUCCGAGACCCGCCCGCCCGCCCCCCAGCGGCCCGUCCCCCAGCGGCCCGUCCCCCAGCGGCCCGUGGAGCCAUGAGCCGGCGGCUUCCGCUUUCCUGGGCACAGGAAGUGAACUUCGAGGACAGAAGACUAAGUGAAGCACGUGACUGCCCCUCCCCCUCGGGCACGGGAGGUGGGCUUCCGAGGGGCCAGGCUACGGCUCCUUGUCCGGAGGAAGGGGGCCAAUACAUUCCAGUACAUUUCCCUAAAUGUAUCGUUGCUCCAUUCCCUCCUCUCUAGUUUAUGCUCACACAAAUUGUGAGGUUUGACACUAACACAGACCGACCUCUUGACAAAAGGAACCUAAUUUGUAGCAAAACUAGUUUUUCAGCUGUGUUUAAAGUAAAACUAUUUAUUUUCUUGACCCCCAGCUAUGUACAGACACCGUAGUGGCGUAUUUAUUUUUCCUGAGCCUUUGAGUCUCUUUCGUGUUAGAAGUCUAGUGUUUAGGGAUUCUGAUGGAAAGAAAACUUCCUAAAAAGGAAAACCAUAUUCUGAGCAUUUGAAAUCGGCCAAAAGGUUUCUCUAGCUCCGCUGACAGCCUAGCACACAUUUUUUAUGCAUAGCAUUACAAAAUGAUCUCGAAUGAUCCUUUUCCAUUGACCUCAUUCUACUGUAACAUAGUGUUCCCACAGGAAAAAAGGGCAGUGACAAAUGACAUUAAAAAGACUUCCUCUGACCGGACAGUCAGCCCGUGUCCUGUGCACGUCCAUUAAAAGAAUAAUUGUAUAAAAUGUUCGUCACGGUGGAAUCCCCUUUGCAGGCAUUUCCCCUGACCUCUUCAACUGUAAAUGCUGAAGCAGUUGAACUGGUUCUGUGCAAAUGAGGAACUCACUCCUUGGAGGCAACAACAGUGGCUCCUAUUGGCCCAAUGCUCUAAACUAGUCCUCUUUUUAAGGCAGAGGAAACCCCAAGCACACACCGGUCUGCAGUCCCACCAGAACCCCUUCCAUCUGGCAUAAAAAAAAAAAAAUUUUUUUUCUAAUUUUGUUGUAGAAGUCAAAUUAUUUAUUGACCCCAAGGCACAGGUUAAUAAUCUUGAUUACAUGUGGCUUCACUCGGCCUCCCCGGGGAUGGACAGAGCCUGGGCCCUGUCAGGUACCGUGUCCACAUACAGUCACCUCAGAUGCCGGGCUCAUCACCUAGAGGGAUACCGGCCAUUCCACCAGAGAACUGCUAACUGAACCUAUUAACUUCCCGUCGUUAGGGCUUACUGUUUGUAGGGCGCUCACGUCUGACGUGUGGCGUGGCCAGGACCUCGCACACCCCUUGGCUGCCUGAUCUCUUUGUGGCCUGCUGGUUUGGGGGAGUGGCCGUCACCAAGGAAAUGGGGCCGAGUCUGGAACAGGAAGUCCACUGCUGCCCUUCCUCCAUGUUCCACACUUACAUAAAAGUGUCACGCUGUAAAUCAAGAUUUUUUUCCUUCCUGUGGACAAGGCCAGAACUCGAGAGUGGGUCUGUUUUUCAUCCUAGUAGGAAUUUGGGUCACCAAUUGCACAGAAAGCCAAGUACAUCAAAGACUUAGGAAAAUCACCCCCAAACUGGAACCACACGCAAAAAUCUGAGGAACGUAUUCAUCCCGAGGAUUAGGUACAAAUGUCCGUUAAGAAAACGUCUUGUACAAGGCAUCUCGACCCCGGCUCUUCUUGUCAAACGACAAGAGCUUUUUAUAGAAUCAAAGCCUCUGGAGGCUGCUCAUUCAGUCUUGGGCCACGAGAAGCACAUCUGGAGCAUGGGGGACACCAUCAUUCUUCUCAGCCUCCUCCCAUUUCCCAUGAUGCAUGCUUAAGCCAGGAGUGGUACCCCCGGGGCAAAGAGGGUUACAGAGAGGUUUUCCUCUCAGAGAGGGUUAAGAAGGUUUUCCAAAAAUGAUUUAAUCGUCUUUAAGAAGCUAUAUAUUUAGCAAAAUUAUUUGGCUUCUUGUGCUUUCAAUCAAAAAGAAAUCAUUGAAACUCAUCUGCCAGGGACUCUGCCUGCUUGCAUCCAUCUGCCUUUUGAUGCUUAUAGUCGAUCUGCAUCACCUCCUUCCCCUUCCCAUUUUUAUCUUCAGUUUCACAUUCUAUGCACCCCCAAACCCCACAAAACACAGUUAAUGCUAAAUAAGCUAAGAGGGAAUUUUCUCUUACAAAAAAUUUAAAGUUUUUUGCAUUCAUCAAAUAUGUCUCUGGUCCAAGAACAUUAAUACCACAAGUAAACACCAUACAAAGGAAUUUUCCACUUUCCUUCAAAUUACUCACCAGAAAAGAAAAAUAUAGUAUUAUUAUUCCACGUUAGCCUUUCUCCUUUUCAUGCAUAGUUCAGGCAUACUUUAAUUACAAGAAAAUUCUUAACUAGUGACAAUUACAGGAUAAAUUAGGGCAGUUCAAAUGCAAUGCCAAGUCAGCUUUGAAUUUUGAUAUAGGAAAAUAGCAGGAUUUAGAUUCCGAUUUUGAAUCCUCCAUUGUAGCUCAGGAUCUCCCUGAGCUCUUGACUGUGCCCACCUUCCUCCCAAUCCUACACUCAUCCUUCAAGGCUCCCCUCCUCCAAGAAGCCUGGCCAGCUCCUUUAAGGCUACAGUAAUUUCUCACUCACCUGACAUCAGCUGGUCCCCAUGGAGGUGCUCUUUCCCCAACGAUAGUCUACGCUUGAGCCGAAUCUCGCACCUCAUCUCUUUCUGUGUACUAGGCUCUGGCCUGCACCCACCACAGGUGCUCAAGCCUCACUGAACAAACCAAUUAAGGUGGUUUCAGGACACGGCCUCUACUUGGACGUACGCUAGUAUUUAUCACUAUUAUUCUGCUGUAAGCCUGAUUCUGACAACUCCUAGAGUAUUCAAAGUGACACCAGUUAACACAAUGCUCCCAACAUGCAUCUCAGAAUGUCACACACAGAGAGCAUGCAUUAGGCUUCAGAGAGUUGGGAAAUUUUCCUACAUUGAGUUUCUAAUAAAUUUUAAGACUGAUUUUUCACCUUAAAUGUUUUGUGCCAAUUUGAAGUAUAAUUAAUUAUAUAUGUAUAUGUUUGACAAAUAAAUAGUUUGUGAUGUA